Pygoscelis adeliae (Adelie penguin) is the source of this 345-nucleotide messenger RNA. Its product is annotated as transmembrane protein 17B-like. Lineage: Eukaryota; Metazoa; Chordata; Aves; Sphenisciformes; Spheniscidae. Gene Ontology annotation, cellular component: ciliary transition zone. The transcript is spliced from 4 exons. Gene Ontology annotation, biological process: non-motile cilium assembly. The coding region runs from base 1 to 345 and encodes 114 amino acids. The record is from RefSeq and is a predicted model, not a curated record.
AUGGCUGCGCACACUCCUCUGCCCCGCAACCUCCGCCGGGGCUUGGUGGCGUUCAGCAGCUCCCUCUUCAUCAACAACAAGACGUGGGACAGCGGCGCUGCCCACACCUACCACCCAGCCCAGGAGGUGCUGGCCAGCCUGCCCCUCCAGAUGAUGCUCUACUUCAAUGCCUACUACUUCCCGGCCUGGUGCCUGGCUGAGGGGAUGAUGCUGCAGCUGAAGUACCACCUGCUGCCUCGGCACUACCAGUUCCUGCUGGUCGCUGCCUUCCUCAUCCUCUCGCUGGCUGAGGGCUCCCGCCUCUACCUGGGCUACGUGGGGAACCUGCAGGAGAAGCCGAAGUAG